Molecule: messenger RNA, 1581 nt
Organism: Hansenula ciferrii
Lineage: Eukaryota; Fungi; Ascomycota; Saccharomycetes; Phaffomycetales; Wickerhamomycetaceae
Product: putative WD repeat-containing protein
Exons: 1
Coding region: 1-1581 (526 amino acids)
Biological process (GO): protein localization to mitotic spindle pole body; microtubule anchoring at mitotic spindle pole body; mitotic sister chromatid segregation
Cellular component (GO): mitotic spindle; MWP complex; microtubule organizing center
Source: RefSeq, a predicted model, not a curated record
AUGUCACUGAUUGAUAGAUCAUCAAAUUUUUCAUUCUCUUCAAUAACUCCAGUUAUAUCACCAUGUGGGCAAAACAUUGCAUACAUUAACGGAUCAAAACUAGUUAUAAGGAAAACUGAAACUUUAUCUUUGGUUAGAGUAAUUAAAAUCAAAUUGAAAAAUAAAAGCCCUUUUAUUAAAGUAUCACAGAUACAAUGGGAACAUGAAUAUAAUGAAGUGUCAAAUAAAAUAGCUGUACUGAUCGGCAAUGAAAAUAUUAUAAAAAUCUAUGAUAUAUUGGAUGAAUCAGUUGAUAUAACAAUAAUAGAAGAUGAUGUAUUUGGAAUACAGAAUUUCGAAUGGCUACCACCAAGAGAAGAUGAAACUGAAGAAUCAGCAUAUGAAGGAUCAAAACAAAUCAUUGUGUUCACAGAGGCAGAGAUUUCGGCAAAUAUUUAUUCUUUAGAUUAUUCUAGACCAAUAUUAUCAAUUGAGAAACCAAAAUUUAAUAAAAUUUUACUCAAACCAAAUUCAAAUAUUUUUUCAAUUAUAACUUUGACAAAUAAUCAAAUUUAUUCAAUUAAUUUGAUAAAUAAAUCUUCAUCUAUUGAAUUUUUCAAUUCUGUUCAAUUAUCUUCUUUUUUAAAUUUGACAGAAUCAAUUCAAUGGUCACCAGAUGGUCAAUGGAUUUUAUGUAAUGAUGCUAGUAUUGGAGGUAUAAAUAUCCAGAUAUUUUCAUUAUUCAAUGAAUCAUUAUCCCAAAGAAAACCAAUCUUCAAAUUUAUUGACGAUUUCGAUCCAUUAGGCGCUAUAGAGACUAAAUGGGUAGAUAAUUCAUCAAUUUUAAUAAGUGAUCAUUAUGAACAAAUUCAUUAUCUUGAAUUUUCUACAGGUUUAGAAAUUAGCUAUACAAUACGACAUAGAUCUAGUGUUGAUAAUACAAUUGUUUGGAAACAAGAUUUGACAUUAUCAAAAUAUCAAAAAAAGCAAAAUUAUUAUAAAAUUCCACAAAUUAGUUCAUUACCUUUAGUAUCAUCUGGUAUUUUCAAAUUUCUUAUAAAGGAUAAUUAUUUAUUUUCAGUUACAAAAUCAAUGCCAAGUGCUGUAUUUGUUUGGAGUUUAUCAAAUAAAGUUACAGAACCACUUGAUGUUAUUGUGACAAAUAGUAAAGUUAAAGAUAUUCAAUUAUCAAAGAAUAAUCAUUUAUUAAUAGUUAAUGAAGAUUCAAUAUCAAUUUGGAAUUCAACGUGGUCAUCUCCUUUAUCAUUUCCUGCUAUUAUUGAAAAUUCAGGAUCUUUAGUUAAAGGUGCAACAUUAACAGAAUUAUCAGAAGGUAAUUCAAGUAUUUUAAUAUGGUUUAAUGAUAAUUUUAACGUUUUAAAAUUGAAAUUAGAUUCUUCAAAUGAUUUUGAUACUAUUAGUAUGGAUACAGAACAAUUUGAUACGAUUAGAAAUGGAAGUCCAGCAUUAAUUGAUGAUUCAACAAAUGUUGUUAAAUUGGCAAGAGGUGUCCAACAAAGUGAAUGGGGUCAUAAUAAUACAGCAUCCAUUGAGGUUGAAGAUACAUUUAUGAAUAAAAGAAGGAAACCAUUGCUCAAAUGA